Molecule: messenger RNA, 3136 nt
Organism: Phodopus roborovskii (desert hamster)
Lineage: Eukaryota; Metazoa; Chordata; Mammalia; Rodentia; Cricetidae
Gene: Senp5
Product: SUMO specific peptidase 5
Exons: 11
Coding region: 1-2256 (751 amino acids)
Biological process (GO): protein desumoylation
Cellular component (GO): nucleus
Molecular function (GO): deSUMOylase activity
Source: RefSeq, a predicted model, not a curated record
AUGUCUGAGGCUGGUCAGUGCUGCAUAGUGAAACUCUUAUCUUUAAAUACUGAAGUACCAAGCACCAGGAAGAAGCAGGCGCCUCUAGCCACGCCCUUCGCACGAGGCGUAGGCGGAGCUUCUGGCGGAAGGGCAAGAAAGGAGGAGGAGGUGACGCGGAAAGCGGGCGCCGGUUUCUCGCAGCGGCUGGGAGGAAGCUCGGCAGCUCCGCCGGCCGCGAGCAGGCCGGAGUCCCGGUCGCUGGCCGGGCUUCUCCGGGUGUGGGCGUGGGCGAGGCAGCGGUCCCGGCCGCUGCAGCGUUCGUCCAGCCAGCGCGUUAGGUGCCAGGAGCAAAGAACGAGUCUCCUGAAACUCCAAGCAGAUAAGUUACUGUCAUCAGCAAAGAACUUGGACCAUGAAUACUGCAGAGAGAAAAAUCUCCUGAAGGCAGUUACUGGCUUGUCAGCAAAUACUGUUUUAGGUAAGGCCAGUGGUCACAGACCUAGGACAGACCCACAAGCUUCAGAUUUUCCCAUGAAGUUCAAUGGGGAGAGCCAAAGUCCAGGUGAGAGCCGCAAGAUCGAGGUCUUGAACAAACAUAGAAAGCGCAUUUGUUAUGGCUGCUACCAAGGGCUAGAGCACCACAGAAAUGGGAAACCCUUGAUUCCAAAAAAGUUCCAACUUAACCAACAUCGAAGAGUCAAAGUGUCUCUUAUGAUGUAUGAGAAAUUAUCCAUGAUUAGAUUUCGGUAUAGGAUUUUCAGAUCCCAGCACUUCAGAACGAAAAACAGAGUUUGCAAGCUAAGAAAAGCCCAGCGAAGCUGGGUGCAGAAGGUCACUGGGGACCAUCAAGAGAACCUUAGGGAUAACACUGAGGGUGGCAAUUGCAGCCCAGUCCCUUCCCCAGAACCUAAAGACCCUUGUCGGUGUCAGCCAUACUUUUCAGACAUGGACGGCAGUGUUGCGGUAAAGGGAAAGAACUCUCAAGUGCCUGAUGGCCACAGUAAAGAAAGUCCUUUCUUGGACAAGGAACAUAGUUUAGAUGAAGCAUUCCCUGACCAACAGAAUGGCAGUGCCACAUAUGCCUGGGACCAGUCACCCUCUUCUCCUAAGUGGGAGUGUACAGAGCAAAUCCAGGAGGUCCCUCUAACAGAGCAUCCUUCUGAUAACACGUUCACUUCGGAAACGGAAAGAGCAGUUAUGACUCUGAGUCAGGAAGGUGGGGCAGGUGCUGUGAGUGAAGACAGGGUGAGACUGUCAGUGUGUGGGGCACAUCAGUCUCUGAGCAGUGUAGACGGGCAUGUGUCUGAAGAGCCUCAGAGUGAGAACUUCCAGAUGGAGGAGGAUGGGUCUCUCAAGCAGAACAUCCUGAGUUCUAAGCUGCUGGACCACCCUUACUGUAAAAGUCCACUGGAUGCUCCCUUGGUGUGCAGUGAGCUCAGAGAAAGCCAGACGGCAGGCAGCAAGAACAGCCAGAAGGCUUCUCCAGUGGACGAUGAGCAGCUCUCAACCUGCCUCUCUGGAUUCCUAGAUGAGGUUAUGAAAAAGUAUGGAAGUUUGGUCCCACUCAGUGAAAAAGAUGUCCUUGGGAGAUUAAAAGAUGUCUUUAAUGAAGACUUUUCUAAUAGAAAACCAUUUAUCAAUAGAGAAAUAACAAACUACCGGGCCAGACAUCAAAAGUGCAACUUUCGCAUCUUCUACAAUAAGCACAUGCUGGAUAUGGAUGAUCUGGCCACCCUGGAUGGUCAGAAUUGGUUGAAUGACCAGGUUAUUAAUAUGUAUGGUGAGCUGAUAAUGGAUGCAGUCCCAGACAAAGUCCACUUCUUCAACAGCUUUUUUCAUAGACAGCUGGUAACCAAAGGCUAUAAUGGAGUUAAGAGAUGGACUAAAAAGGUGGAUUUGUUUAAAAAGAGCCUUUUGUUGAUUCCUAUCCACCUGGAAGUCCACUGGUCUCUCAUUACUGUGACACUCUCCAAUCGAAUUAUAUCAUUUUAUGAUUCCCAAGGCAUUCAUUUUAAAUUUUGUGUAGAGAAUAUAAGAAAAUAUUUGCUGACUGAAGCCAGAGAAAAAAACAGACCUGAAUUUCUUCAGGGUUGGCAGACUGCUGUUACAAAGUGUAUUCCACAACAGAAAAAUGACAGUGACUGUGGGGUCUUUGUGCUCCAGUACUGCAAGUGCCUCGCCCUAGAGCAGCCUUUCCAGUUUUCUCAAGAAGACAUGCCUCGAGUACGAAAGAGGAUCUAUAAGGAGCUUUGUGAGUGCCGGCUCCUGGACUGAGACUCGGCAGGGACUCCAAAAGGCUGGCCAUGUUGGAGCAGAUGGUUUGUUACUUGAAUCUCCAAACAUUUACUGAAUUUUUACAGAUAUUUCAGAUUGGUGGUAUUGGGCCACUAUUGUUACCUCAAAUUUAUUUUUGCCCUUCUUCAUUUCUCCUGCUAUCAUGUACUUUUUUAAUGUUCAGUUUAGUUUCAUUUUAACUUUAUGAAUUCCAUACAUCCCUCCCAUAUUUAAUAUUUAUUAUCCAAACGCAUGCAUGUAGACAGAGCAUGCAGUAAAGAGUAUUAAAAAAAAGCCUAGUAGAUUUGGUGCAGCUUUUGAAACAUAGUUAGAUGUGAACUGAAUACAGGUUUAAAAUUUAACCCCAGAACCUAAAAAUGCAAGAUGUUUUUGAUAGAGCGUAGCUCAGAAUAGAUGUUCCCUAUGGCAUAAAGGGUAGCUAGGAGUGGUUGUGAAAGCCAGUCAUGUUUUACUUACACCAGCAGCACCUUUUACUGUUGUCCCUCAGAUGAGUCCCUGAGCAUGAGACACUUUCCUUUCAGGUUGAGAGGGGGCUGUUCUGCGUAGGGACACAGCGCUUGCAAGCACUGUGCUGAUGUUAAGGCGAGAGAGAGAAAAAAAGUAGCAUCCUUGGGGGCCAGGUAUCUUAAAGAAAGAUUUCUUUCAUUUCAUUUUGUUUUGUUGAGGCAAGGUUUCACUAUGUAGCCCAAGCUGUCCUGGAGCUCACAGUAGCUAGGCUGUCCUCUAACUCAGGCUAAUCCUGUCUCUGUCUCCCUAGGGCUGGUAAAUAGGUAUAUACCAAUGCACCCUACAGUAAGAUUUCCAUUUUGGUCUUAAGAAUUAUAAUAUGUGGAUUAAAUAUCAUAAAGGCUUUUCUUGG